UUCAAGGUUAAUUACCAUACAGUUUUUGUAUCAUCAGCUACAAUGGGAAGGUCACCAUGCUGCGCAGAGGAUGCCAAUGUGAAAAAGGGGCCGUGGACUCCCGAGGAGGAUCAGAAGCUUGUCGACUGCAUCAACAAACAUGGACAUGGAAGCUGGAGAGCUCUUCCUAAGCUUGCAGGCUUAAACAGAUGUGGCAAAAGUUGCAGAUUAAGGUGGACUAAUUAUCUGAGGCCCGACAUCAAGAGAGGAAAGUUCAGUGAAGAAGAAGAGAGAGUUAUUAUUAACCUUCAUGCUGUUCUUGGAAACAAGUGGUCUAGGAUUGCUACUCAUCUUCCUGGAAGAACAGAUAAUGAGAUUAAAAACUACUGGAAUACUCAGAUUAGGAAGAAGCUCCUGAACAUGGGGAUUGAUCCUCACACCCACAAGCCAAGAACUGAUCUUAAUCACCUCUUGAAUCUUUCCCAGUUUCUUUGUGCCUCACAGUUAGGGAACCUGAUGAACAAUCCUUGGGACACUACUUUUAAACUCCAGGUUGAUGCAGCUCAACUAGCCAAAACACAACUAUUGCAAAACCUACUGAAAAUUAUCAACACAAAUAUUGGAUCCCAAAACCCUUUUCCUUUUGAAGGAUUACUCAAUGGAACAAGCGCCAUUUCUGAUCAUCAGAACAUUACAACGAACGCCGGUGCCACCUCUCAAACAUCAACCGACUUUCAGGCUAUACAAAACCCAUGGGAAUAUUUUACUGGUGGCUUAAAUAAUGAAACCAAACUUGGGAUCAAUAAUCAAAGCUUGAGCCAUGCCUGUGAGCAAACAGAAAAUCCACUUCCUGAGUUGGUUUCGGAAUCUCUUGAUCAGAAGGCCGAUGCAGCAACAGAUUCCACUAUCUAUGAGGCUUGGGAGAAGCUAAUCAUGGAAGACGAUGACGAUGGCUCCUGCUGGAAAGAAUUUCUUGAUUUAACUUCAUCAUCAUCGUCACCCAUCCCAUGAUACAGCAGCUUUGGGCAUCAUAUAUAUAUUUAUUAUCAAACUUGGUGCAGACACACAUUAUUUGAUUCAUUUAGGAAGCUUAAUAAUUUAGCUACCUAUGUGUAAAAUUGUAAACACUACAAGCG
Hibiscus syriacus is the source of this 1115-nucleotide messenger RNA. Its product is annotated as transcription factor MYB39-like. The record is from RefSeq and is a predicted model, not a curated record. The coding region runs from base 43 to 990 and encodes 315 amino acids. The transcript has 3 exons. NCBI's taxonomy places the organism in Eukaryota, Viridiplantae, Streptophyta, Magnoliopsida, Malvales, Malvaceae.